CAGAUUACGGCGCGGUCAUUGUGCGACUUUAUGGGCAGCCCGAUGCCGAGCCAGCGCACCGUUUGAAUGCAGGAGGCUGUAGGCACGGAUCGCCGCCGGGUGUUCGGUACGGGCGCCACGGGCGCGGCGGCGUCCGCGGCGGGCGUGAACGGCUCGGAUACGGCGUCAGGAACUGUCUGCAUUAGGUCGCGUCGCGAUAGCUGGCCAUUGGCAGUGGCGCUUCGUGGCGGGGAUGCGCCAAAUGCGGCCUGUUAUCAUGCCGUCUCUGACGUGCCCCAAACGGCGGCAUGUUCUCUAGUCACGUCCCGCCGUUCAGUAUCGCUGGCGCUGUUUAAUACAGUAGCCCGCUUAAGCUCCAGACAUUAUAAGGCGCCCCCCGGUGACGUUUUGUGGCCGGCAGCAGUAUUGCUGCAACGUCACGUUAUGGGUUCUCUGCCUGCCAAGCACUGCUUGCCGUACUUGGUGCCAUGCUUUUAAAUCCACAGUGUCCUAACGUCGUCUUGUUGCAGGCUACGGCCGCGUCCAAUGCCACUAAGACCGCUUCAAAAACCGGCUCCAAAAUAUCCACCACCAAAUCCCCCUCCAACGCAGCCGCCGGCAAGACCCCGUCUAACGCAUCCACCGCCAAGACCCCUUCGAUGACGUCCACCAAGAAAACUUCCUCCAUCGCGUCCUCGAAGAAAGCCCCCUCCACCGUAUCCGCGACGAAAACCCCCUCCAAUGCGUCGACUAAGAAGACACCUUCCAUCAUGGGCGCCGCCUCCAAUGUGCCUAUCUCUAAAACGGCGUCCAAUGUGGAGGCCAAGCCACCGACGCCUGCCGAGGGGGCCUCCCGGACGGGCAUCUUGUUUGACUCUGCCAAAGGAGAGACCGCCCUGGUGACCAAGGGCUUUAAGACGCUCGUCAGGAAGCUGAAGGGCACUUGGAAGAUAAGCAGCAACAAGGAGGAACUGUUUGCCGAGGUGCUAGCGGAGACGAGGGUGCUCGUCAUCCCGGGCCCACGGGCCAAGUUCAGCGCCGAGGAAAUCCAGAUGCUGAAGCGGUACGUGGAGGAGGGCGGCAGCCUGUUGGUGAUGCUGGGCGAGGGCGGCGAGAAGCGCAACGACACCAACAUCAACUACCUGCUGGAGGAGUACGGCAUGAGCAUCAACAGCGACGCUGUGGUGCGCACCCAGUACUACAAGUACUUCCACCCGAAGGAGUGCUACAUCUCCAACGGCAUCAUGAAUCGCGCGCUCGGCCAGAUGGCAGGCAAGACGACGCCCGGCAUCGGCAUGGACGACGACGGCAACAACCCACAGGCUCUGGUGUUCCUUUAUCCGUUCGGUGCAUCCAUCAACGUGGCCAAGCCGGCUACCCCGCUGCUCUCCACGGGCAGCGUAGCCUUCCCCAGCAACAGACCGAUCUGCGGCCUCUACCAGAACGAGGUGGGCGGCAAGAUCAUUGCGCUGGGGUCGGUGGCCAUGCUCACCGACCAGUACCUGGAAAAGGAGGAAAACAUGAAGGUCAAGGACGUGCUGUUCGACAUCCUCUGUCUGCCGGAUAUGGUGUCACUCAACAAGAUCGACGCCGGUAAUCCGGAGAUAAACGACUACAACCUGAUUCCGGCGAUCGGCAUCCUGGCCGAGCGGCCUCGCGUCUGCCUGCAGGAGUCGGACAGCGUGCCGACCGACCUCAGCAAGCUGUUCGACACGCAGGUGUACUCCAUCAAUACUCGGCUGGUGCCGCAGGCCCUGGACCUGUACAAGAGCAUGGGCAUCGACCACGAGCAACUGAAGCUGAUCACGCCGCAGUUUGAGAUGCCCAUGCCACCGCUGCAGCCGGCCAUUUUCCCGCCGUCGUUCCGUGACCUGGACCACCCGCCGCUGGAGCUGAUCGACCUGGACGAGGCGUUCAGCGAUAACAAGGCUCGCCUGGCGCAAGCGGCCAACAAGAGCGGCGACAGUGACAUCGAGUUCUUCAUCACAGAGUGCGGCGAUGUCCUGGGCAUCACCUCGCGGCUGCCGCCCGAGGCGCGCUCGGCCCGACACAUCCUGGAGCACGUGCUUUUCCAGCUGGCCGACUACCGCAAGCUGAAUCAGCCGGGUGACGCUGAGUACCGGGGACCGCCGCCGCCCCUGUCGGGCGCGGCACCGCCUCCAGCGGGGCAGGAGGUGCCGCAGGGGGACGAGGCGCCGCCGGAAGACGAGGCGCCACCGGAGGAUGAGGCGCCACAGGACAAAGCACCGUCGGAGGACGAGGUACCAGCAGCGGAAGAGGCGGCCGAGUAACACCCCGACGGGAGCACCCGGGAGCUUCGGUCGGGCCGCGCCUAGCGCCCACCAGCCCGCCCGCGGUGACCCGGUAUCCGCGGAUCUGAUCCGGUUCGCGUCCGCUCCGCCACGCGCGGUCCGCCGGAUCGCGUGCUCCCGCCGUGGACACCGCGGCGCGCGAGCACACCCCGGACAUCUGUUAUGGUGGACAGCUGAGCAGGGCCCGCUUCGAAAGCCGCUCCUCUCAGACCUCGUUCAGGGCGACCCGAAGCCGUGGAGCGGGGACCGCACUGGAUGUUGUCUGAGCCAGGCUCUCCGGACGCCCAGUGCCUCUAGCCGGUUGUUUCAACCUGGACGAGGAGUCACGCCAGCAGCCUACGCCAGACAGCGGGCCUGCUUCCGGUGUGACACUCCCGCGCGGAGCGGCAGCCCCGUUCAGACCACGAGUUGUAACGUACCGCGCCUUCCACAGGCGUGGCAUCGCAGAAUGGCGUGCGCUGCAGUUUUACUCGGUGUUGUUCUUGUCUUAUGUAUUUCUGUAGGCCGUUCGCAGCUGACUGACGCCGCGUUGAGAACAACUAAUAAAAGCGUUCUCCGCUGACGCCUUCGCUGGCAGUGCCCUGGUGAUCCGAUACUGAUGCCACCCCUGCAGCGUUUCCCCGCCUGCAUCACGUGACGAGCACGCAGCUGCCCUAGCAGCGUGGGUGUUUCGUCAGAGCCUGUUUCUACUUGCUGGAACCAGAACGGCA
This is a messenger RNA of Pollicipes pollicipes, 3001 nucleotides long. RefSeq names its product intraflagellar transport protein 52 homolog. Gene Ontology annotation, cellular component: cilium; intraciliary transport particle B; centriole. Lineage: Eukaryota; Metazoa; Arthropoda; Thecostraca; Pollicipedomorpha; Pollicipedidae. The record is from RefSeq and is a predicted model, not a curated record. The coding region runs from base 468 to 2270 and encodes 600 amino acids. The transcript is spliced from 11 exons. Gene Ontology annotation, biological process: cilium assembly; intraciliary transport.